Messenger RNA from Rotaria socialis, 1302 nucleotides. NCBI's taxonomy places the organism in Eukaryota, Metazoa, Rotifera, Eurotatoria, Philodinida, Philodinidae. The record is from the annotation of a GenBank genome assembly.
AUGACGACAAAAAAUGAAUUGGCAACAGUUAAUGUGCGAUGUACUCCCGAUAAUAAGUAUAUUAUUGCUGGUGUCUUGAAUAAUAAAAGAGCACGUUUUGAUAUCGAAACAAAAAGUAAUGAUUUGGAAGUUCAAAGAACACCUCUCAAUAUUGCUCUCAUUCUCGAUCGUAGUGGUUCGAUGAAAAGUGAUAACAAAUUAACUUUUGCAAAGCGAGCGAUCUGUUCUGUACUCAAUCUACUCCACGAUGACGAUAUUGUACAUUUGGUUGCCUACGAUACGAAUAUCUCUAUUAUAUUUGAAAAUGCUCGAGCAUCUACUCGUCAAUUUCUUCAUUCGCUUGUUGAUCAUAUUGUCACAGAUGGUUCGACUAAUCUUUCUGGUGGUAUCGAAAUAGGAGCCAGUUUACUUGAUAAAUAUUCAUACUCGGGAUUUUCAAGGCGUAUGUUCAUUUUUUCCGAUGGGCAAGCUAAUAUUGGAUUGAAAACAAGAGCUGAACUGACAAAUUUAGUUGCCGGAUACAAUAAAAAAGGAAUCAUCACCGAUUCAUUUGGAAUUGGUGCAGAUUUUGAUGCCGAAAUCAUGAAAGGUAUUGCUGACACUGGCGGUGCUAAAUUUUUCUUUCUUGAAUCUGCUCAAGUGAUCGAACCAUUGGUAACAAAGGCUCUAAUGAGCGUGUUUAAAGUGUGUGGAUCUCAGACUCGCCUUAUUUUACGCGGUAAAAAUGGUGCCAUUGUGACGAAAAUAUGGGGCCAUGAUAAUAUUGUUGGGGGUGCCAAUCUUGGCGAUCUUCAUAAUGAUAAUCUCAGAUCGGUUUUGUGUGAUUUUUAUGUUCCUGGAACAAAGAAUGGAGAUGAAAACGAUGUAGAGACGCUUGCCUAUGAAUUACAAUAUAAUCAACCAAAUGAUGUUGCUAGUGAGCCCAUUGUGAUCAAGGGGACACUUUCGUUGGAGCUUGCAGAAGAUGAAACACUUAUCAACACGAUUGAUCCUCGCGUGAAGACCAUCUAUGCAAUACAGAUGGCUGCCGAUAUGGAUUCAAAAAUUGCCGAACUAGUCAAGCAACGUAAAUCACAAGAUGCUAUUGAUCUGGUAAUACAGCAAAUUGCCUUACUAAAAGAUGUUGAGGAUCUCGAUGACGAGAAAGGCAUGAUUCGAACAUUGAUUAGAAUGGCUGAAAAUAUGCACAAUAAAUUGAAAGAUGAAAGCAUUGACCGAGAACUCAUUUAUCAUGGUUGUCAUCAUCAAAGUUAUCUGAAGAGACAGGCUUCCUGUGAAUACAUGAAUCAUUAUGAUGAUUAG